AUUGCAUUUCAUCUCUCUGUAGAGCAAUCCUCCACCACACUCUCUCUUUCAUCCUUCAUCUCUUCUCUCCCUAGAUUUCUUGCAAGAGAGAGAAAGGAAGUAUAGAAGAAAAGGCAAUUCAAGAAACAAAAGCAAUGGCUCUACCAAACACCGCAGCCUUGUCCUCCAAAUCACUCAUCCAGCCCCAAGUUCUCCUCCCCGCCGCCGCCGCCCACCAUUCCACCUCAUUCUCCUGCAACCACACCCCCGCCGUCUCCCGCCGCCACAUCUCUGCCGUGCAUGCAGCUGAGCCUGCUAAAACUCCCGUCAUCGCCACCACCAAGCUAACCGUAGCGCCACCGGCACCGGCGCCCUCCGCCACCAAGUGGGCCCCGGAUACCUGGAAAAACAAGAACGCCCUGCAGCUCCCCGAGUACCCGGAUGAAGCGGAGCUGGAAUCUGUGUUGAAGACCAUGGAAGCUUACCCUCCAUUGGUCUUCGCCGGAGAAGUCCGCAGCCUGGAGGAGCGGCUGGCCGAGGCGGCAUUGGGGAAAGCCUUCCUCUUGCAAGGUGGGGAUUGCGCUGAGAGCUUCAAGGAGUUCAGUGCUAAUAACAUUCGUGACACUUUCAGAAUUCUCCUCCAGAUGAGUGUGGUCCUCUCUUUCGGUGGCCAAUUGCCUGUUAUUAAGGUUGGAAGAAUGGCUGGUCAGUUUGCGAAACCAAGAUCGGAUCCAUUCGAGGAAAGGGAUGGAGUGAAGCUGCCUAGUUACAAAGGCGACAACAUAAACGGCGAUACCUUUGAUGAGAAAUCUAGAAUUCCCGAUCCUCAUAGGAUGAUAAGGGCCUAUUGCCAGGCUGCUUCAACGCUCAACCUUCUCAGGGCCUUUGCAACCGGAGGUUACGCCGCAAUGCAGAGGGUUACUCAGUGGAAUCUUGAUUUCGUUGAGCACAGUGAGCAGGGAGACAGGUAUCAGGAACUGGCUCACAGGGUUGACGAAGCGUUGGGGUUCAUGGAGGCAGCUGGACUUACUAUCGACCACCCGGUUAUGUCCACAACUGAGUUCUGGACUUCCCAUGAAUGCUUGCUUCUACCUUAUGAACAAGCACUCACCCGGAAAGAUUCAACUUCUGGCCUUCAUUAUGGCUGCUCUGCUCACAUGCUCUGGGUUGGGGAACGUACCAGGCAAUUGGAUGGUGCACAUGUUGAGUUCUUGAGAGGAGUCGCUAAUCCACUUGGUAUCAAGGUGAGCCAAAAGAUGGAUCCUAACGAACUCACCAAGCUCAUCGAUAUCUUGAAUCCCACCAACAAGCCGGGAAGAAUUACAGUUAUAGUCAGAAUGGGUGCUGAGAACAUGCGGGUCAAGCUUCCUCAUUUGAUCAGGGCUGUGCGCCAAGCAGGGCAAGUUGUCACUUGGGUAUGCGACCCGAUGCAUGGAAACACUAUCAAGGCACCUUGCGGACUCAAAACUCGUGCUUUUGAUGCAAUCUUGGCUGAGGUGAGGGCUUUCUUUGACGUGCACGAGCAAGAGGGGAGCAACCCUGGUGGGAUCCAUCUCGAAAUGACGGGGCAGAAUGUGACUGAGUGCAUCGGAGGAUCAAGAACCGUUACCUUCGACGACCUCAGCUCUCGAUACCACACACAUUGCGACCCGAGAUUAAAUGCUUCCCAGUCUCUCGAACUGGCCUUCAUCGUCGCGGAGAGAUUAAGGAAGAAGAGGAUGGCAUCUAGACCUCUGCUCUCUUAGUGCGUAAGGUGGUUCCACAAACCUUGUAGUAAUUCUAAUUAGUCGAUAAUGCCUGAAAAGUGUUGACAUCGAAAACCUCGACUUCUGGCGACAAAUAUCGGUGUCAGAGAAACAUCAGAGGUUGAAAGUCUGGAAAAGGGUUGAAGAAGGUUGCUGCUGAGAAUGCAAAAGGGCAAGAAUGUUGGAUUGUAUUUGUGAAGAAUAAUGUGUACAAUGUAUGUCUGAAGAUUGUGUUUGAUUAUAUUUAUGUAGCAUUUGUAGUAUCAAGACAUUGUGAACUUAUAGAGAUUUCUAAAUUAUUUCGGGAAUAAGUUAUGGUGCCUGUCUUUGUUUUA
Molecule: messenger RNA, 2059 nt
Organism: Sesamum indicum (sesame)
Lineage: Eukaryota; Viridiplantae; Streptophyta; Magnoliopsida; Lamiales; Pedaliaceae
Gene: DHS1
Product: 3-deoxy-D-arabino-heptulosonate 7-phosphate synthase 1
Biological process (GO): aromatic amino acid biosynthetic process
Molecular function (GO): 3-deoxy-7-phosphoheptulonate synthase activity
Source: RefSeq, a predicted model, not a curated record